CCCACCCCUCCAGCUUCUAUGCUCAGGGCCUGCAGGACGGUAGCAGGAGUGGCCGUACAACUAGCUUCCUUGUGGGAACUCAACGGUCCUGCAGGAGAAGACCCAUGGAGUCCAGAACCUUCUGAGAAGAUCAUAGCUGAGCCCAGUGACAGCUCUCUGAGGAUUGUUCUGGUAGGAAAGACAGGGAGUGGUAAAAGUGAAGCAAACACUAUCCUGGGGCAAAGGAAAUUUGAUUCUAGAAUCUCACCCCAUGCUGUCACUAAGACUUGUCAGAAAGCAUCCCGCAAGUGGAAGGAGAGAGAACUCUUGCUUGUUGACACCCCAGGGCUCUUUGACACCAAGGUCAAGCUGGAAACCACCUGCAUUGAAAUCAGCAAGUGUGUCCUCCAGUCCUGCCCUGGGCCUCACACCAUCAUCCUGGUACUGCAGCUGGGUCGCAACACGGAGGAAGAGCAAGAAACUGCUAUUAGGAUCAAGGCUACCUUUGGGGAGGCAGCCAGGAAGUACAUGGUUGUCUUGUUCACCCGCAAGGACGAGCUGGAGGACCAGAGCCUAAAGGACUUCCUAGAAAGUUCAGACACAAACCUGAAAAGCAUCAUCAAGGAGUGUGGUGACCGCUGCCUGGCCAUCAACAACAGAGCAGGGAAGGCUGAGCAGGAAACGCAGGUGCAGGAGCUGGUGGAGCUGGUCGAAGCCACGGUGCAGAGCAAUGGCGGAGUCUACUUCUCUGAAGCCAUCUACAAGGAUGCCGAGCAAAGGCUGGAGAGCCAAGUAGAGCUCCUGAGGCGACUUUACACUGAGCAAGAACGGACUGAAAUUAGAAUAGUAGAGGAAGAGUAUGCUCUCGGGAAACUUAGUGCUCAGGAAAAAGAGGAAAUGGUACAGGCAAUUAGGGAAAAAUAUGACCAAAAGAUAAGACAAGAAGCAGAGAAUAGCAUACUCAGCCAGAUUGUUGAAGGAAUUAAGAAAAUUCUUUUGAAAGUGUGGCAUAUUUUUCGUAAGUAUAUUCUGUAUCGUUCUGCUAAAAAGUAUGCCUUCACCAAGCCCGGAGGCCUAGUCCUGAGAAGCAUGGGAGGAAGGAAGAUGGCAAGAGACGAGGAAAGCACCUAUGGCUUGGAGGAGGACUCACAGGCCCCAAGGGGGCCCCCUCUGAGGCUCAUCCUGGUAGGUAGGACCGGGACCGGCAAGAGUGCCACUGGUAACACCAUCCUGGGCCGGACGUGCUUCAUAUCCAAGCUGGGGGCUGUGCCUGUUACCAGAUCCUGCUCCUGGGCCAACAGGAAAUGGGCCGGCUGGUAUGUAGAGGUGGUGGACACUCCGGAUGUCUUCAGCUCUGAGGUCCAACAGACCGACCCUUCGUGCUUGGAGACAGCCCAGUGCUUCCUACAGACGUCUCCCGGGCCGCACGCGCUGCUGCUGGUCACCCAGCUGGGUCGCUUCACCACUCAGGACAGCCAGGUGCUGGCUGGGGUGAAGCGGGUGUUCGGGGAGCAGGUGAUGGCGCGGACUGUUGUGGUGUUCACUCGCAAGGAGGACCUGGCAGGAGAGUCUCUGCAGGAUUAUGUGCAAUGCACAGACAAUCGCGCGCUGCGGGAGCUGGUGGCUGAGUGCAGGGGCCGCGUGUGCGCCCUAAACAACCGAACCACUGGCCCCGAGCGCGAGGCACAGGCUGAGGAGCUGCUGGGCCUGGUCGCUAGCCUGGUGAGGGAGCACGGGGGCGCGUACUAUUCCAAUGAAGUGUAUGAUCUGGUGUGGACCCUGAGGGGCUCUAACCCCCAGGACCAAGUCACCAAGGUGGCAGAGAUGGUGGCAAGACGCAUGCAGAGGCCCCUGCGCACCAGGCUGCUAAUUGGGCUGUGGGACUGGCAGAAAUCUUACAGGAAGAGCUGGGGACGGGGCGUGGCUAUUUUCCUGGGUGUGGCCUUCCUGAUCUACUUGCUGGUCUACAGAAAGACGCCUAAGGCCAUUGGGGACCAGCAUAGCAGAUCCCUGCUGGCCCGGAAGAAAAUGGAAGGCCUCCAGAAGAGCACACAUGAAGCCAUUGUUGAAGGGAGCGGGGAAGCCUACUGUGGAGCAGAAUCGGACUGCCUGAGGAUCCUCCUGGUGGGUAAAUCUGGCAGCGGGAAAAGCGCCACAGGGAACAGCAUCCUGGGCCGAAAAGCAUUUGAGUCUAGGCUUGGAGCCCAGUCAGUGACCAGGACCAGCCAGGCAGAGACGGGCACAUGGAAGGGAAGGAGAUUGCUAGUGGUAGACACGCCCCCCAUCUUUGAGUCAAAGGCCCAGAACCAAGACAUGGACAAGGACAUUGGAGAUUGUUACCUGCUGUGUGCCCCAGGACCCCACGUGCUGCUGCUGGUGGCCCAGCUGGGACGCUUCACAGCUCAGGACACCAUAGCCGUGAGGAGGGUGAAGGAGAUCUUCGGGGCAGGAGUCAUGGGGCACAUGAUCGUCCUCUUCACCCACAAGGAAGACCUGGCAGAUGAGACUUUGGAUGAGUUUGUGACCCACACUGACAACCACAGCCUGCACAGCCUGGUCCGCGAGUGUGGGAGGAGGUACUGUGCCUUUAAUAACAGGGCCUCAGGGGAAGAGCAGCAGGGACAGCUGGCAGAGCUCAUGGCCCUGGUGAGGGGGCUGGAGCAGGAGCGUGAGGGCUCUUUCCAUAGCAAUGACCUCUUCCUUCAUGCCCAUGUGCUCCUUAGCGAUGGCUGCAGGGAGUCCCAGGAAGCCUACAGGUGCUACCUGGCCAAGGUGAGGCAGGAGGUGGAGAGGCAGAAGUGGGAGCUGAAGGAGCAGGAGGGCAGCUGGGUGGCUAGGAUGCUUUGCAGAGUCAGGACAUGCUUGUGCUCCCAAAUCGUAGCAGCUGCCCUUCUUAUUGGGUGCGGUUUGAUUUUCAUUGUCAUUUUAAUUAACUUGUAUGUUAACCAGUGGAACUGAGCCUUUUCAGGUGAUUUCUGCCAUCAGUGCCCUCUCCCAAGGUUCACAUUUCUGUCUGCACUGGGGCACCUCAGUUUCACUCUCAUUUGACUCCCUUGAAUCAAGUAUGAAAGAAAAAAAAACGUAUUUCUUAAGUUGUGAGGGUGAAUCAAGUAGUUCCAUCAUAAAGGUCCGGGUGUUGGUAUUCAGACAUCUGCACUGGCCGGCCCUUAGGGUCCUGACAGGCUGCUCCUCAACUGCGCCCUCUGUGUAAAUUCAAAGUUCUCGCGAGCUCCAGGGAGUCGCCUUGAACCCACUUCAAACAGCAUUUUGCCAGGUACAUGUGGUGCUUGACUGUUAUACAGAGACUGGACAGUGAAGUGAAACAGACAGAUACCCCAGGACAUGGCCAACACCCCAGAUAUCCCAGGUUCCCCAAAGAUGACCGACGCCCCCCAGGUCAGCAGGAAGCAGUCGCGAGAACACAGCAUCCUCAUCCCUGCUACCCCUUUCUAACGCCACCUUUUUAUAACAAACAAGAAGGAGGAAUGUUAGUAUUCAGGUAUCUGGACUGGCCUGCCCUUGGGGUCCUGACAGGAUGCAUCCUCAGCUGCAGCGACUAAGAGCACCCCCAUGCUCAUUGGCUAAGUUUCCUUAUAAAAGGCAGGCCUUAUCCACCUCCCGUCUCUUCCUCUUCCACCACUCAUGCCUCCAGAAACAGGUCUCUGUUCCGUUUUCUGCCCCUUCUCUAUCCUCUUUUUUUCUGCCCCUUCUCUUUCCCCGUUUUUUCUGCCCCUUCUCUCUCCUCUGCCAAUAAACCUCCCAUGUGA
Myodes glareolus (Bank vole) is the source of this 3746-nucleotide messenger RNA. Lineage: Eukaryota; Metazoa; Chordata; Mammalia; Rodentia; Cricetidae. The record is from RefSeq and is a predicted model, not a curated record.